This is a messenger RNA of Terrapene triunguis (Three-toed box turtle), 5838 nucleotides long. RefSeq names its product growth regulating estrogen receptor binding 1 (gene GREB1). NCBI's taxonomy places the organism in Eukaryota, Metazoa, Chordata, Testudines, Emydidae. The transcript is spliced from 32 exons. Bases 1 to 5838 code for a protein of 1945 amino acids. Gene Ontology annotation, biological process: multicellular organism development. The record is from RefSeq and is a predicted model, not a curated record.
AUGGGAAAUUCUUACGCCGGGCAGCUCAAGACAACCAGAUUCGAAGAAGUAUUGCAUAAUUCUAUUGAGGCCUCUCUCCGCUCAAACAACUUAGUCCCGAGACCAAUCUUUUCUCAGCUGUAUUUGGAAGCCGAGCAGCAACUUUCAUCACUAGAAGCAGGCAGCAGAGUGGAUAAUGAGGAAGAAGAGGAGGAGGAGGAAGAAGAAAGUUCAGAAUCAAGUAGCCCUCCUCUCUCUUAUCAGAUGAAACCUCCUCCUGAAGGCUGCUGCACUACUGAUGGUUUCUGCCAGGCUGGUAAAGACUUGAGGCUGGUAUCCAUUUCCAAUGAUCAAAUUGAGGUGCCUUCGGGUUUUUUACUUGUUGGUGCUAAAUCGCCAAAUCUGCCUGAUCACCUUUUAGUGUGUGCCGUAGAUAAAAGAUUCUUGCCAGAUGACAAUGGGCGUAAUGCCCUGUUAGGUUUCUCUGGCAAUUGUGUUGGCUGUGGCAAGAAGGGCUUCUGCUACUUUACUGAAUUUUCAAAUCACAUCAAUCUUAAACUGACCACUCAGCCCAAGAAACAGAAACACUUAAAGUAUUAUCUGGUCAGGAAUGCACAAGGAGCUCUUACCAAAGGAUCUGUAAUCUGCUGGAAAGGGGCAGAGUUCAGAGGCCGACAGGCUUCAUCUGGUCCUUGUUCAAGCACUUUGUUCCAACCUCCAGAGAGUUCUGGUCCCCCGCUAAUCACCACAAGUGAGCUUGUUCCAGCACCAAACCCAAAUGCUCCGGCUGGGACUCAACAAACAGGCACAAUAUCUGAUCAUCUCCCAUCAACAGCAGCGUUAGGUUCAACUGUUUACAAUGGCAAAGAUUCUCCCAAACAACAGCUGGUGAAAAAUAACCUGCCAGCUCUGACAAGACCAUCAGUCUUAGGCACUUUAACAAAUUCAGGGCCUCCUAAAAAGCGCCACAAAGGAUGGUCUCCAGAGUCGCCAUCAUCGACUGAAACUUGGAACUUGCAGCCCAACCUGCAGACUCCAAAUAGAAAUAAAAAUGAUGUGGGAGGACUAUCAUGUUUGACACAUUCUACUCUGGUGGGACCAGUCUCUUCUCCAAUGGUGGCCUCUGGAGAACCAGUUUCUGUUCCUGAUAACUUGCUGAAAAUAUGUAAAGCAAAACCAGUUAUAUUUAAAGGUCAUGGGAACUUCCCUUAUCUUUGUGGGAACCUUAAUGACAUUAUAGUCAGCCCUCUUUUGUACACCUGUUACAGAAAUUCACAGUCCAUAUCUAGGGCUUAUGAACAGUACGGUGCCUCUACAAUACAGCCUAUUUCAGAGGAAAUGCAGCUUUUACUAACCGUCUAUUACCUUGUUCAAUUAGCUCCAGACCAGGUUCCUUUGAUUGAGGAUUUGGAACAAAUAUUCAUGCGCUCGUGGCGGGAGUCGCACCUCUCUGAAAUUCGUCAGUAUCAACAGGCCAUUCCACAGGCUUUCCCUCCGAUUCCCAGCCAGAUUGCACCAAUGACAUCGGCCCAGCUUCCCUGGCUAGCAGGGCUGGCAGCCAGCUCUUGCAAUGACAGCGUCCAUAUCAUCGAGUGCAGUUACUCUCUGGCAGAGGGACUUUCAGAAAUGUUUAAACUGCUCAUUGAAGGGAAGCUAGUGAAGACGAACUAUGUGGUGAUCAUAUGUGCUUGCAGAAACAGAGCAUUAGAUUCCUGCAUUGCGGUAACAGGGAAGUACCAGGCACGAGUACUGUCUGAGAGCAUGCUUACCCCAGCAGAGUAUCAGAAAGAAGUUAACUAUCAACUAGUUACUGGGAAAGUGGAAACAUUGGGCUCUUUUUUUAGCACCCUUUGUCCAGAUGGUGACAUUGAGGUUCUGCUGGACAAGUUUUAUCAAGAAAAUCAAGGCCAGAGGUCUUCAUCUCUUUCUACUUCAGUGAAUAAGCCAACAGCAUUGGAUAUAACUGGAGCAGCUGUGUGCACAAGUUAUAAUGUUGAACGGCAUCAGAUUCGUCCAUUCCAGCUAGCAGUGGCUCAGAAAUUGCUGUCUCAUGUUUGCUCAAUUGCUGACUCCAGCACUCAAAAUCUUGAUUUGGGUUCCUUUGAGAAAGUUGAUUUUCUGAUUUGUGUUCCUCCCUCCGAAGUGACAUAUCAGCAGACACUGUUUCACCUCUGGCAUUCAGGUGUUUUAUUAGAACUUGGCUUAGAAAAGGAGCAGCUUACAAAGCAGAGGAUGGAACAAUAUGUUGUGAAGCUGGAUGCAGAGGCCCAGACUAAAUUUAAAGUCUUUUUGCAAAACUCUAUGCAGAAUCCACAUACACUGUUUGUACUUAUCCAUGAUCAUGCACACUGGGAUCUGGUGAGCGCUGUUCACAGCCUUUAUCCUCAAGCGGAACCAUCUGUGGGACUCGUUGAUAGAUUGUUGAACUGCAGAGAGGUGAAAGAGGCUCCAAACAUUUUGACACUCCAUGUGACUUCCUUCCCCUAUGCUCUGCAGACACAGCAUACUCACAUCAGCCCAUACAAUGAAAUCCACUGGCCUUCGUCAUACAGCAAUGGAAUAGAUCUAUACCAUGAAAACAAGAAAUAUUUUGGGUUGUCAGAAUUCAUUGAAUCCACCCUUUCUGGACACAGCCUUCCGUUACUUCGAUAUGACAGCUCUUUUGAAGCUAUGGUCAUGGCUUUAGGAAGAAGAUUUCCCAGAUUACACAGUGCAGUGAUAAGGACAUUUGUCCUUGUACAGCAUUACUCUGCAGCUAUGAUGGCAGUAAGUGGCCUGUCUCAGAUGAAGAAUUACACCUCAGUUGAAACUCUGGAAAUCACCCAAAACCUUAUAAACUCUUCAAGGCAAUGCCCUAGUGGUCAUGGCUUCAUGGUGGUGUUAAGAAUUCCUUGCAUUCCAUUGGCUGCUGUGGCGUAUGAACGACUUUAUCACGUAAGGGAAAGACUAUCCCUUGCAGAUAAUUUUGAAAUCAUCUUGGGAAAUCCUAAUUCUGGAAUCACCAUAGGGAAGCACUUUGUGGAGCAACUAAAGAUAUGGCAGAAAAUUGAAGAUGCGGAGUGGAGGCCACAGACCUAUUUGGAAUUAGAAGGUCUGCCUUGCAUAUUAAUAUUUAGUGGAAUGGACCCCCAAGGGGAAGCCUUGCCAAGAUCAUUGAGAUAUUGUGACCUACGUUUAAUAAAUUCCUCUUGCUUAGUAAGGACAGCCUUGGAGCAAGAGCUUGGCUUGGCAGCAUAUUUUGUUAGCUCAGAAAUCCACAUGGAGAAGGUGGUCGUGAAUGAUGUGUUGGAGAGUGACCCGGAGAAACUGAGCAGUACUGAUAAUGAAGAUGAAGAAAUAGUAACAGAAGGCUCCACUUCAGAAAAGAGAAGUCCUGUCAAAAGAGAGAGAUCACGCUCCCAUGACUCUGCAUCUUCAUCUCUGUCUUCAAAAGCUUCAAGUGUAGCAUUCUGCAUUGAAUCGUCUCCUCCUUUAGCAACACCAGGGGACAUAGCAAAAUCACCCCACCAAGUCCUAAGCAGCACUACUGAAGAGAACGCAAACAACUGCGAAAGGCAAAGGCAGAAAGUAGAAAAGGGGGCGCAAACGGUGAUCAGCAAGCACUUGCCAGCUGCAGCUGAACAGCUGGAUUCAAAACAGAACAUAAAAAGUGCCCAAAUUUCCAUCAACUCAUCGUCAUCACCUUUCUCCUCUUCUUCCUCUUCUUCUGCACCUACUCACAACUCCUUCAUCCUGCAGACGUCUCAGUGCUCCAUGACUAAAGCAUCGAAACAGCCCCCCAUUGUUUUCCUGCCUAAGCUGGUGUAUGACAUUAUUACUUCUACUGACAGCAGCGGACUUCCCAAGUCAUCUUCCCUCUUGCCUUAUCAUUCUGUGAUGUGGGCAAGUUCUUUCCGCCCUGUCAUGAGUAAAAUGAUGACCUGCACGGAGCAGUCUCUAUACUAUCGCCAGUGGACAGUUCCCAAACCAAUCCAUAUGGACUACAAUAAUAGAAAUGAGGGCAGAAUGGACACCUUUCACCCAAGGAGGCUGCUGCUGAGUGGGCCACCUCAGAUAGGAAAAACGGGAGCCUAUCUUCAGUUCCUCAGUAUCUUGUCCAGAAUGCUGAUUAGACUGACGGAAGUGGAUGUUUAUGAUGAGGAAGAAAUCAAUAUUAAACUCCAAGAAGAAUCAGAUCAAUGUUAUCACCAGCCAGGAGACAUGUGGCCUGAUUUGGAGACAUUUAAGAAGAUACCUUUUGACUACACUGUUCAUGAUCCGAAAUAUGAAGAUGCAAGUCUGAUUUGUACAAGGCUUCAAAAUAUGAACAGUGAUGACAGAUCAAUGGGCAGAAAACAGGAGGACAUGUAUAUGCGCCGUCAGACAACUCGAAUGAGAUUAUCUAAGUAUGCAGCAUACAAUACAUACCACCACUGUGAACAGUGCCAUCAAUAUAUGGGCUUCAAUCCCAGGUAUCAGCUUUAUGAGUCCACCCUGCAUGCUUUUGCCUUUUCCUAUUCCAUGCUCGGAGAGGAGAUCCAGCUGCAUUUUAUCAUCCCCAAGUCAAAGGAGCACCAUUUUGUCUUUAGUCAACCAGGAAGACAGCUGGAAAGUAUGAGGUUACCGCUUGUCACAGAUAAGAGUCAGGAUUACAUAAAAAGCCCCACUUUUACUCCCACAACUGGGCGUCAUGAACAUGGACUUUUCAACCUGUAUCAUGCAAUGGAUGGUGCCAGCCAUUUGCAUGUUCUAGUUGUCAAGGAGUAUGAAAUGGCCAUAUAUAAAAAAUACUGGCCGAACCACAUCAUGCUAGUGCUGCCGAGUAUUUUCAACAGUGCUGGAGUAGGUGCUGCACACUUUCUAAUAAAAGAGCUGUCUUAUCACAAUCUGGAACUAGAACGAAAUCGGCAAGAAGAACUGGGGAUUAAACCCCAGGAUAUCUGGCCUUUCAUUGUCAUUUCGGAUGAUUCCUGUGUUAUGUGGAAUGCGGUAGAAAUCGAUUGUUCAGGAGACAGAAAGAGUGAAUAUACAUGGACUGAAAGGAACGUUUCCUUGAAGCAAAUUCUGCAACACAUUGAAGCAACCCCUAAUGUCACUCACUACGCCUUGAUUGGGAUGAGGAAAUGGUCUAGUAAAACAAAUAGUGGUGAGAUCAGGGAACCAUUCUCCUGUUGCCAUGUACAUGACUUCAUCAUGCUGAAUGUGGAUCUGACUCAGAAUGUCCAAUAUAACCAGAACAGAUUUAUGUGCGAUGAUGUUGAUUUCAACCUGCGUGCCCACAGUGCCGGUCUUCUGAUCUGUCGGUUCAAUCGCUUCAGUGUCAUGAAGAAGCAAAUUGCAGUAGGAGGACACAGGUCCUUUCAUAUUAAGUCUAAGGUUUCUGAAACUCCAGUCUCAACCGCACCUGCUCAGUAUAUCUGUGCUCCUGACAGCAAGCACACCUUCUUAGCAGCACCUGCUCAGCUGCUGCUUGAAAAAUAUCUCCAGUACCACAGCCAUCGUUUCUUUCCUCUUUCACUGAAGAAUUAUAGCCAUCCAGUGCUAUCUGUGGACUGUUACCUUAACUUAGGACCACAGAUUGCAGUUUGCUAUGUGAGUUCCCGACCUCACUCUUUGAACAUCAGUUGCUCUGGUUUGAUGUUUAGUGGACUCCUGCUUUACCUCUGUGACUCCUUCGUUGUAGCUAGCUUUUUGAAAAAGUUUCACUUCCUGAAAGGUGCUACCUUGUGUGUUAUUUGCCAAGACCGCAAUUCUCUUCGCCAGACUGUUGUCCGGCUAGAACUAGAAGAUGAAUGGCAGUUCCGACUGAGGGACGAAUUCCAAACUGCCAACGCCAAAGAAGACAGACCACUUUUCUUUCUGACUGGACGACAUAUUUGA